GAAGGGAGCGGGCGAACAGCGAGCAGGCGUGCGUAGCGCUGGCGGCGCCCUCCCCCUCCCGGCCCGCAGCAUGUGAACCGACGCCCGAUCCUCCCCCAGCGCAGCGGUGGGACUCUGCCGACUUGUUCGCCGCAGGCUGAGCCGCCCGCCCUCGCGCCGGGCUCCCGCUGGGCGCUGGUGGCCGGGGGCAGCGCGAGGGGCGCCCCGAAGCGAACGCGGCUCUCCCUCCGCCGGGCUGCCGAGCAGAUCAUCGCGAGCGCGGAGAGCCGCCCGGCCGCUUUUCUCGGGAGACCGCGCCGGGAGGAAGGCUCGGAGGAGGGAAGAUGAAAGUCACCGUUUGCUUCGGCAGGACGCGGGUGGUCGUCCCCUGCGGGGACGGGCACAUGAAAGUUUUGAGCCUGAUCGAGCAAGCCGUCACCAGGUACAGGAAGGCGAUCGCCAAGGAUCCAAGCUACUGGAUACAGGUACAUCGUCUAGAACAUGGCGAUGGGGGAAUCCUAGACCGUGAUGAUAUUCUUUGUGAUGUAGCUGAUGAUAAAGACAGACUUGUGGCUGUAUUUGAUGAGCAAGACCCACACCAUGGAGGAGAUGGCACCAGUGCCAGCUCCACUGGCACUCAGAGUCCUGAGAUCUUUGGCAGCGAACUGGGCACAAAUGCAGGAUCCGCGUUCCAGCCUUACCAAGCAACGAGUGAAAUUGAAGUCACACCUUCAGUUCUUCGCACAAAUAUGCCCCUUCAUGUACGGCGCAGCAGUGACCCAGCAUUAGUUGGCCUCUCCACAUCAGUCAGUGAUAACAAUUUUACUUCAGAAGAGCCUUCACGAAAAAACCCCACAAGAUGGUCCACAACAGCAGGUUUUCUCAAGCAGAAUACUUCUGGGGGCACAAGAAGUCAUGAACGGAAGAAAGACGAAAAUUACAGAAGCCUCCCACGGGACACCAGUAGCUGGUCUACUAACCAGUUUCAGAGGGAUAAUGCGCGUUCUUCAUUAAGUGCCACUCAUCCCAUGGUAGAUAAAUGGCUGGAGAGACAAGAACAGGAGGAAGAUGGGGCAGAAGAAGAAGGAAGCAGAGUGGAACCAGUGGGUCAUGCAGAUACAGGUUUGGAGAACAUCAACUAUUCUUUAGAUGAUAUGGUAAAGCUCGUUGAAGUUUCCAAUGAUGGUGGACCUUUGGGGAUCCAUGUAGUUCCUUUCAGUGCUCGAGGAGGAAGAACUUUAGGACUAUUAGUAAAGAGACUGGAGAAAGGUGGUAAGGCGGAACAGGAGAACCUCUUUCAUGAAAAUGACUGUAUUGUCAGAAUUAAUGAUGGGGACCUUCGAAAUAGAAGAUUUGAGCAAGCACAGCAUAUGUUCCGUCAAGCCAUGCGUACACCCAUUAUUUGGUUCCAUGUGGUUCCUGCUGCAAAAAAAGAACAGUAUGAACAGCUAUCACAAAGUGAGAAGAAUGCUUACUAUUCCAGUCGCUUUAGCCCUGAUUCCCAGUAUCAUGACAGUAAGAGUAUCAACCACUCUGGACUUCACACUUUGCAGAGAAUACCCCGAGUGAGCAAUCAAGCGGAUCAGUUGGACUCUUACUCACAACUACCUCAUAAUGUGAAUUCAGGAAAACCACCAUUGAGUCUGGCAUCAACACCACAGAAAGUUCAUACCGCUUUGAACUCUGGCUAUAAUACCAAAAGGAUAGGGAAGCGUCUUAAUAUACAGUUAAGGAAAGGUACGGAAGGCCUAGGAUUUAGCAUCACUUCAAGAGAUGUUCCUAUUGGUGGCUCAGCUCCAAUUUAUGUGAAAAAUAUCCUUCCAAGAGGCGCAGCUAUUCAAGAUGGAAGAUUAAAGGCUGGAGACCGACUCAUUGAGGUAAAUGGAGUGGAUUUAACAGGAAAAACCCAAGAAGAAGUUGUUUCUCUUCUGAGGAGCACUAAGAUGGGUGGGUCAGUUGGUCUGCUCAUUUUCCGUCAAGAAGAAGCAUUCCAUCCUAGAGAACUGAAUACUGAACAAAGCCAGUCACAAAUUCCAAAGGAAACGAAAGCAGAAGAAGAGGACCUUGUUCUUACCCCUGAUGGCACCAGAGAAUUCCUCACUUUUGAAGUUCCCCUUAAUGAUUCUGGGUCAGCUGGACUUGGCGUCAGUGUGAAAGGUAACCGGUCAAAAGAGAAUCAUGCAGACCUCGGCAUCUUUGUGAAGUCCAUUAUUAAUGGUGGAGCAGCUUCUAAGGAUGGAAGACUCCGUGUGAACGAUCAAUUAAUAGCAGUAAAUGGAGAAUCAUUACUGGGAAAGACAAACCAAGAUGCCAUGGAAACUUUGCGUAGGUCCAUGUCCACAGAGGGAAAUAAACGUGGAAUGAUUCAGUUGAUUGUGGCAAGGCGAAUAAGCAAAUGCAAUGAGUUGGAAUCAUCUGGGAGUCCCCUGGGGCCAGAGCUGCCCAUUGAGACAAUAGUAGAUGACCGGGAGCGUAGGAUUUCCCAUUCACUGUACAGUGGGGUCGAAGGCCUCAAUGAAUCACCCACCAGGAAUGCUGCCCUGAGUAGACUAAUGGGUAAAUACCAGCUUUCUCCAACAGUCAAUAUGCCUCAGGAUGAUACGGUAAUUAUAGAAGAUGAUAGACUGCCUAUACUACCUCCACAUCUUUCAGACCAAUCAUCUUCCAGUUCUCAUGAUGAUGUAGGCUUUGCAACAGUGGAUGCUGGAGCUUGGAGUAAACCAAUAGUGAAUGAGUCCACAGAAUGCAUACUAAGUCCAGAUAUGGAUCCUGGGCUGGCCUUCCAACGAGAAGGAUUUGGACGCCAGAGCAUGUCAGAAAAGCGCACUAAACAGUUUUCAGAUGCCAACCAAUUAGACAUUGUUAAAACACGGAAAUCUAAAAGCAUGGACUUAGUAGCUGACGAGACUAAGCUCAGUACAAUGGAUGACCAGAAAACAGGUUCUCCAACCAGAGAUGUGGGCCCUUCGUUAGGCCUGAAGAAGUCCAGCUCCUUAGAAAGUUUACAGACAGCAGUUGCUGAGGUGACAUUGAAUGGUGACAUUCCUUUCCAUCGUCCACGACCACGAAUAAUCCGAGGGCGAGGAUGCAAUGAAAGUUUCAGGGCAGCAAUAGAUAAAUCAUAUGAUAAACCUGUUGCAGAUGAGGAUGAUGAAGGCAUGGAAACCUUGGAAGAAGAUACAGAAGAAAGUUCACGAUCAGGUAGAGAAUCUGUGUCCACAUCUAGUGACCAACCAUCCCAUUCCCUAGAAAGACAGAUGAAUGGCAGUCAAGAUAAAGGAGACCGGAAAAAAAUUGGGAAGGACAAGAAAAAAGAUCGAGAUAAAGAGAAGGAUAAAAUCAAAGCAAAAAAAGGAAUGCUCAAAGGUCUUGGGGACAUGUUCAGGUUUGGCAAACAUCGAAAAGAUGACAAGAUGGAGAAAAUAAAAGUGCAGGAAGCUGUUACUUCAGAAGAGGAGAGAAUACGUAUGAAGCAAGAACAGGAGAGAAUACAAGCCAAGACCCGAGAGUUUCGUGAGAGACAAGCCCGGGAACGAGAUUAUGCUGAGAUCCAAGAUUUAAACAGGAUGUUUGGAUGUGAUGGUGACUCAAUGUAUGCUGGAAUUUCUUCAUAUUCCCCCAUUAAUAGCAGCACAAUUAACAAUAGACCACAGAGCCCAAGGGAAGCAUCGACAGUUGAAGCAUUAUAUGCCCAAGUAAAGAAAGGACGCAAUUCAAAGUCUUCACCUGCAGACAGAUCAGCUCCCAGCAAUCACGACCGGAUACAACGAUUAAGGCAAGAAUUUCAACAAGCCAAGCAAGAUGAGGAUGUGGAAGAUAGGAGGCGUACUUACAGUUUUGAACAACCGUGGCCAAAUUCAAAGACCUAUUCACAGAGCGGCAGACAUUCUGUAUCAGUAGAAGUUCAGAUGCAGAAGCAACGGCAAGAAGAAAGAGAGAGUUUCCAGCAAGCUCAGAGGCAAUACAGUUCAUUACCCAGACAAAGUCGGAAAAAUGCAAGCGCUGUAUCUCAAGAUUCUUGGGAACAGAAUUAUCCUCCUGGUGAAGGUUUCCAAAGUGCCAAAGACAACCCUCGGUACUCCAGUUACCAAGGCUCUAGGAACGGCUACCUGGGGGGCCACGGCUUCAAUGCUCGAGUCUUGCUUGAAACACAAGAGCUCCUCCGUCAGGAACAGAGGCGGAAAGAGCAACAGCUGAAAAAAAAGACAUCUUCUGAAGGGCCCAGCAACUAUGACUCCUAUAAGAAAGUUCAGGACCCUAAUUAUGCUACUCCCAAAGGUCCUUUCAGGCAAGAUGUACCACCAUCACCAUCUCAGGUUGCUAGGCUAAACCGAUUACAAACACCAGAAAAAGGAAAACCAUUUUAUUCUUUAGUUGAAGAAAAAGGUCAGCGGCCCAUGCAAUAAAGGAACUUUUUCAUACAGAGAGACUUGCAUUAUGGAAAGAAGAAAAAGAAAAGGAACUUCAUGUUUCAAAUGGAGGACUCUAGAAUUCUUGUCUGUUUCAGUGCCUUUAGCAAGAUAGACAAAGAAUUGGAAGGCCUUAUAUUUUUGCCAUUAUGUCUCAAGUGUUAUAUCCACAAAAGGAUUAUCCAUCAUUUGACAAUCAUAUUUUAGGCAAGCGAUGAGUCUUAGCUAUCAAAUGUCCUACCCAGUCUUUGUGAUCAAUGACUGCUCACCAGGUUACACUGUUAAGUGUUGUUCAACUCUUCAAGGAGAUACUGUUCUAGGAUAUAGCAUUGAUUGUUUCUAAUUUAAAAUCCCAUUGCCAUAUCUUUUAUUGUUUCCCUUAGGCUGAGGGAAGCAGGUACCUAUCAGUUAUAAGCAGUGAGCCAGAUAUCUACAGUUCUCUGAUCCUUGUUGCUUUAUUUCUGAUAAUUAUUUAAAUGUCUGUUUACUAAAAUACUGUUUUUCUGUGGCUGCAUAUGGUCAUUCUUGAGUUCUAUACAAAGCUUUAUCCUCAUUCCUCAUUCAUUUAUCCCAGAGAUCUUGUUGCAUUUGUCUCAUACCUUAACAAUAUAUACUUUAUAUUAUCAUGAGAGCAUUGUAUUUAUAAUUAACAUCAGCUAAUGGUGGGGGAAGUGUAUUUUUUGUGAGUAGAAUGGUGGGGAGAAAAAGAUUUAUCCAGACUGCUUUAGCAAGUGUCUUUUUUAUCAACUGUUCCCCAUUAUGUACAAAUUGAGCCCCCCCCCCAUGAAUUAUAGAUGAAUGAUUGCUCAGUUAUUCCAUAUUUCCUGAUAAUUUAAUUUGCCAUAAUUUUGUUGGAAGGAAGAAAUGCAGGACAAAAUAAAAUGAAAAUCUAUUUUUUGAAUUAAAACUAGCUUUUUUAAACCUGUCUUUUUGACAGUUUGUAAAAACUUGUGGACAAUUCGUGCUGUGCUUCCAGGUUAUUGUAUUUUGCAUCUCAGAACAACAUUUAAAAUCAAUCAAUAAAAUAUAAAAUAAGAGAAAAAUGAGAGAAAUUUGGUAUGCAUCAUCAUGAAAACACAUUGGUGUUCAAACACAUUUGAAAGAAACAAAAAGCUAUGAGAGAUAUAUUUUUAAUGUGCAUUUUGGGUAUGCAAAAUUUUCCUUUGCAACAGCUAGUUUUAUGUUUGAGGGUCUGAACAUUCAUGUAUUAUAAGUGCCUGUAAAUCCUGAGGUGAAAAAGUCUUGAGAUUUAAAACUCAGCAUCUCAUACAUGAACAAACAACAAAAACCGUGUAUUAUGGUAUGUGAUUGGUGAUUUGCCUUUAAAAAAAGGAGGAAACCUGGUCCAUUAUUACUUUUGCUACAAAGAAUACUUACCUUUGUUGUGUCAAGAAUAUAUGUGAAUAUUCAGUAUAUUCCAGCUGUGUCUUCUAUGCCUGUUUGUUAAUUUUGUUUGUUUGUUAAUAUACUCAAGUGUUAAAAAUUUGUUACCAAUGUAAGCACAGUGACAUCUGACAAAAAUGGCUCUUUUACACAGAUACUCACAGCACUGUGUAAAAUGGCGCUUUCUGUAAAUACAGAAAUUUAGAAUAAAAGGACUGUUUUUGU
This is a messenger RNA of Candoia aspera, 5996 nucleotides long. It is a transcript of the gene PARD3, whose product is annotated as par-3 family cell polarity regulator. Gene Ontology annotation, biological process: establishment or maintenance of epithelial cell apical/basal polarity; cell adhesion; intracellular protein localization. Gene Ontology annotation, cellular component: adherens junction; apical plasma membrane; apical junction complex. Lineage: Eukaryota; Metazoa; Chordata; Lepidosauria; Squamata; Candoiidae. The transcript has 25 exons. Bases 324 to 4385 code for a protein of 1353 amino acids. Gene Ontology annotation, molecular function: protein binding; phosphatidylinositol binding. The record is from RefSeq and is a predicted model, not a curated record.